AUGACCAGCGACGUGUCAACCUCAACAUCGACCCGGCCGUUCGACGAGCCGACACCAUUCCAUAAAGCCGCCCGCGAUGGGACCGGUAAUCCACAGUUACUGCUUGAGAAGCUACCGGCUAUGCUUCACGGUGUCGAUAUAAAGAAAGGAUACACUACUGACCGGCAAGACAUCUCGGAGCAAACCACAGUCUUCAAACAUCCGGCGAGAUCGCACCCGCGCGCGAUAUUACACACGAAUGCGCAGAUGAAAGCUACCAUCCCUGCGACAGUGGAUAGGUUUCAACAGGCUUUGGAUAUGUUGGAGAUUGAAAUUUUAAAAGCAAAAGCAGUCCUCCACCGCGACCUCACAAAAUUCUACACAGCAGCAGAACUAGCCCGACAAAAGGAACUAGAAGAGGAGGAAAGAAAAGCAGCGUUAGAAAGAGAAGCAGAAGCCGAACGGUUACGAAUUCUAAAACAAUCCGAAGAAGCUGAAAAACAAGCUGCAGCGGAAGCCGAGGCCGCUGCUGCCGCCGCCGCCGCCGCCGCCGCUACUGCUGCUGCAAAUGCUGCUGCUGCAGAAGCAGCACUUAUGGCCGUACCGACUAUAUCCACCGACCUGGAAAUGACACUUGACGAUGACGAACCACCGCCGUCUGCUCAACCGCUUCCCAUGGAAACUCAGGAUACAGAUAUGGACCAAUUAUUCGAAGACAUGCAAGAUGUCGAAUCCCUAAAAGUCGAAGAAGACGCAUCCGUACCACCACAACAACAAGCAACGUCAACAUCAACAGGGACAAAUACAACAAACCCAUUAUCUCACCCACUAGAAAUGAACAUCCCCCUCGUAGCCGCGAGUGCCUCUAAUGUCAUCUCCCUCGACGAUGAUGACAAUAAUAAAAAUAACAAUACGGCUACUACCAAGUUGGAUGGGAAGCUAAAACCGGAUUCUUCACCUAGUCUAGUAGCUGCAACGUUCGAAGAUCCUAUUAUAUUAGAUUCACCGUUAUUACCUGCCGGUGAAGGGGAUGACGAAGGGGAACCCCCUUCUGCUGUGGAUUUAUUCGGUGAUGACCCGUUAAAUCCUGUUGGCGAGAGUAGUAGUAAAGACGGUAAUGGCGUCGGAGGAGUCUCUGGUGGGAAUAUGACGAUCGAAGAACAGAUUGAUAUGGACUUUUUGUUUGCUGGGAAUCCAUCCAAUCCCGCAGAUGGGAAUGGUGUCACUUCUGCCGUUGGCGGUGGUGUUGGUGUUGGUGUUGGUACUACGGGGAAUAACGGUGGUGCGCAUGAAACUUCUGUGGAUGAUUUGUUUGGAGAUUUGGAGGUUGAUACAUCUGGCGAUGCUGGUAAACUUGAUAUAAUGAACUUGGAUAUUCCGGGUUUGGAGAAGGAAGCUGGGAAAGUUGGAGGUGAUGAUGCUAAGAAGGUAACGGGUCAGGAUCAACCUGAUAUUGAUAUUACUCAGGCUCUAGAGGGGGGUUCAUUUGAUGACUUAUUGGCCAGUUUUGAUCUCGGACAGUUGGGAAAUGAUGAGACCAGCUUGUUUGAUGAUGCAUUUAAUAUUUAUGAAAACUAG
This is a messenger RNA of Orbilia oligospora ATCC 24927, 1557 nucleotides long. RefSeq lists its product as uncharacterized. NCBI's taxonomy places the organism in Eukaryota, Fungi, Ascomycota, Orbiliomycetes, Orbiliales, Orbiliaceae. Bases 1 to 1557 code for a protein of 518 amino acids. The transcript is spliced from 3 exons. The record is from RefSeq and is a predicted model, not a curated record.